AUUCAUUCCUUUUAAAUCAGUUUGUUCAUCGGUAACAACUUACUACAAAAGCAUGAAGGCUAAUCAGGUUAAACUAGUUCCAUCUGUAAUUAUCAAGAUGCGUCGUGCUCAUGGGGAAGACCCAAAGAAGUGGGAUCAAAGAAAUGCUCUAGCUCUGCAUGCUAUUAAGAUUUCAUGUGGAGAAGAAAUGUUUGAUGGGAUUAAGGAGAUGAAUUCAGCAAAAGAUGCUUGGAAAGCAUUGGCUGACUCGCAUAAACAACCAAAAGAUAACGAGGGCGAAGAUACAGGAUUCAAGACUUUUGAAAGGAAACAAGCCGUAACUUUGCUCAAGGACAUAAAAAAGGGGGAUUCUGAUGCUGUAAAAGAACUCUUUGAAACACAUCCUCUGUAUUCUGUAGUAUUGGAAGACCGUUCUGCAGCAUUAGAAGACCGUUCCACUCUUCUUCAUGUUGCAAUUGCUGCUGGCCAGGUAGAGUUGGCUAAGAAACUGAUUUCGGUGAUGUCAGACGAAGAGUUGGAAAUACGAAAUAAGCGCGGCCAGACAGCUCUCUCCUCGGCUGCUUGUAAGGGAAGUAGAAAGAUCGUAGAAUGUUUGGUUGAAAAGAACAAAAGAUUGCUUGAAAUACCAGAUUGUGAGAAGAAGAUCCCACUUGUAUUGGCCUGUGCCACACACCAUAAGUCUUUGACUCUUUAUCUUUAUUCGGAGACACCUAGGAAAAUUCUAGGUCCAGAAAAAGGAGACCAUGGGUUCCUCCUCCUCAAAGAGUGUCUAAGGAACCAUAUGUUUGGUCAAUGGUUACCAUAUGAUCUAAAGUAUGACCGAGCCAAAGCCCGUAAGAUGGUAAGUUUCAUAUGUGAUCAACUGUCAACUUUAGAAAGAGAGCAACUUAUUAGCAGUGGAGCAGUGGAAGCUACCUUCAAGACUAUCGAGCUUGGCUACCUUGGCUUUGUAAAACAAAUUUCAGAAGCUAAUCCUGAUAUAGUUUGGAGCCAUACUGAUCCCAAACACUCAAGAGACAUGUUAACGUAUGCUGUAGAACAUCGUCAAAAGGAAAUUGCCAAGUUUCUUUAUAGACUCGAUCCAGCGAGGAUCAUAACGGGGUUUACCAUAGAUAACGACCAAAACAAUCUGUUACAUCUGGCUGCAAAGUUGGCAGCUCCCAGCUCUCCCCAUAAUCCAGUUCUUCAAAUGCAAAGCGAAGCAAGGUGGUUUAAGCAGGUAUUACUGUUCCUGGUGGUAAUAAUGACCAGGAUGGCUUCCCUAUCUUCUCUAAAAGAGCAUCUUUUAAGCUAUUCAUAAGUAUGGAUCUAGUUUCUUUCUAUCUUGCAUCUCUUUCAGUCUUGUGUUUUUUGCAUAUCCAUGAGUCGUGUCUUACCAAGGAAGAUUUCCUAACUGGACCCUUGUGGACCUUUACUGCCAGGUUGGCCUUGAGCUUCUAUUUCCUAUUCUGGUCCAUUGGAAGCAUGCUAUUUAUCUCUAUUGCUUCUGUUGGACUUUUGUCUCCUCACUACUCUAUUUUGCGGGACUGCAUUUUUCCUACAGUUAUCCUUGGCUGUCCAUAUGUCUACAUUUUUCUAAAACACCUUCACCCUCUUCUUGCUAUUGUAUUUCUCCAUAUUUUUUUGUAACAGAAAAUAAGGUUUCGACCUGUUUUCAGAUUGCAUCUUUGAACAAGUCCACCAUCCUGUUUCAAUAUAUGCGUGGUUAAAUAUCAUCACUUCUUCCCGUGUACUAAAACCUGAAUUCCGCGCGUUGCGUGGUCUCGUGUGCAUUUUUUCUCUUCUCUGGAUUUGGAUGUGCUCUAUGUUUACUGUAAUAUUAUUAAUGUUAAAGUCUGCUUCGACAUUGAAUUUUAAUUUAAAUUCACAGACGAUGUAUCAGUAAUUUAAUAUAACUAUUAAUUGUUA
Molecule: messenger RNA, 1908 nt
Organism: Rubroshorea leprosula
Lineage: Eukaryota; Viridiplantae; Streptophyta; Magnoliopsida; Malvales; Dipterocarpaceae
Source: the annotation of a GenBank genome assembly